This is a messenger RNA of Eubalaena glacialis (North Atlantic right whale), 2580 nucleotides long. RefSeq names its product NUS1 dehydrodolichyl diphosphate synthase subunit (gene NUS1). Gene Ontology annotation, molecular function: ditrans,polycis-polyprenyl diphosphate synthase [(2E,6E)-farnesyl diphosphate specific] activity. The record is from RefSeq and is a predicted model, not a curated record. Lineage: Eukaryota; Metazoa; Chordata; Mammalia; Artiodactyla; Balaenidae. Bases 86 to 1066 code for a protein of 326 amino acids. Gene Ontology annotation, cellular component: dehydrodolichyl diphosphate synthase complex; endoplasmic reticulum membrane. The transcript is spliced from 6 exons.
GGUGAGGUGUUGGCAGUAGAAAGGAGUUUGGGUGCGGGGGGGCGGGGGAACGCGGAGAGAUGGCCCGUGCCGGCUGCAGGGCCGGAUGAGAAGCGGUCGCGCCGCAGGUGUAGGAGAGAGGAGGGCGCCUGGGCGCCACGAGAGUAUGACGGGGCUGUACGAGCUGGUGUGGCGGGUGCUGCACGCUCUGCUCUGCCUGCACCGCACGCUCACCUCCUGGCUCCGUGUUCGGUUCGGCACCUGGAACUGGAUCUGGCGGCGCUGCUGUCGGGCCGCCUCCGCCGCGGUCCUAGCGCCGCUCGGCUUCACGCUCCCCAAGCUCCUGGCUGUCGGCAGGAACGGCAGGAACCGCCGUCACCACCGGCAUCCGCGCGGGGGGCCGACCCCGGCCGCCGCCCACCCGCGUCUACGCUGGCGCGCGGACGGCCGUUCCCUGGAGAAGCUGCCUGUGCACAUGGGCCUGGUAAUCACCGAGGAGGAGCAGGAGCCCAGCUUCUCGGACAUCGCAAGCCUCGUGGUGUGGUGUAUGGCCGUGGGCAUUUCUUACAUUAGCGUCUACGACCACCAAGGUAUUUUCAAAAGAAAUAAUUCCAGAUUGAUGGAUGAAAUUUUAAAACAACAGCAGGAACUCCUGGGCUUAGAUUGUUCCAAAUACUCACCAGAGUUUGCAAAUAGUAAUGACAAAGAUGAUCAAGUUUUAAAUUGCCAAUCAGCAGUGAAGGUGCUGUCCCCAGAAGAUGGAAAAGCAGAUAUUGUGAGAGCUGCUCAAGACUUCUGCCAGUUAGUAGCUCAGCAGCAAAAGAAAUGCACAGAUUUGGAUGUAGAUAUGUUAGACAGUUUACUUAAUUGUUUGUUGAUAAUAUAUGGAAAUACAGGUUCAAAUGGUUUCCCUGAUCCUGAUUUAGUAUUGAAGUUUGGUCCUGUGGACAGCACACUAGGCUUUCUUCCCUGGCACAUCAGGUUGACUGAGAUUGUCUCUUUGCCUUCCCACCUGAACAUCAGUUAUGAGGACUUUUUCUCUGCCCUUUGUCAAUAUGCAGCCUGUGAACAGCGUCUGGGAAAGUAGUGAUCCCUGGUUGUGUAAUUUGAUUUCAGGCUUUUGGAGAAAAGGACUCAAGUGACUCUGAUGUUUACAAAGCACCUAUGAAACCCUGUACACACCUAGUUCAUAAUCCUCAUAAUUUAUCAACAAACACAAAAAAGUGUCUUACUUGAGAGUAAGAGUACAUGUGAGUGAGCGUGAGUGUGUGUGUGAGUGUGUGUGUGUGUGUGUGUGCGCGCGCGUGCGUGUGCAUGCGUGUGUGGAAAUAAACUUAUAAAUGGGGGAAGUACUGGAGGAGGAAAUAUGUGGACUUGCACCUUUGAGCAAAUAGCAGCGAUGUUUUAGGAGCUGAAAUUUCAGAUUUACAGGCUUCAGCCCCAACUACUUCCCUUUUUUGUGGGGAGAGAAAGGGGUGAUUAAAGCUGUUUUGUUGUUGUUCGGGGGGGGGAAGGGAAUAACUUUUGUUCAGUCUUUCCAAGUGACCAAACUUUAAUUUUUAAGAAUAGUAUAUUGACGUAUUAAACGGAAGCAUUCUGAGUUUGAGGGAUCUCCAGAGGAAUGGAGUUCUGUGUUGUUCACAUGUUAAAAGUUUGCUCACCUUCGGAGCAGAGGGAAUACCUAUCUUCAGACAUCCGUCCAUUUUCAUCUCUUUGUUAUUGUCAAACAAUGUGACUUGAAAAUGUCGCUCUGUUGUCUGUGUUCUGGGUUGUGAAGAUCACUUGAAAAAGAACUCUUACAACAUUGAAAUGCAGAAUUUAAAAAAUUUUAAAUAUUGUAUGAGGCAGUCAUAAAAGGUGAAAAGGUUGUAAUCUUAAAAGUAAAGGUGAAACUUUCCUGAAUAAGGAAAGAAAGUUUUGAUCUCCUUUUCUGUUUUGUGGGCAGUGGGCUAGAUAGUACCCAAAGCUGGUUUAAAAAAUUUCCAUUAACUGUGUUUAUUUAAAUAAGCAUUUGAGGGAAAUUACCGAGGCAGCUCUUUUCCUCAAAAGUAACCUGUUCCUCUUUGGAAUAGCGCAUUUAGGACCAUGUUAGUACCCAGGAUUUUUACUUAAUAAAUCCUGACAGUGACUUUGCGUAAAAAUAUGAUCUUUAAGUAAGAUUGAGGCCUGUGUAGGUAAUAAAACAUUACCAAAGUCUACAAAAGUAAUUUAAUUUUGCAUGUUCUCUUUCAUGGCAGAGAACAGCACUGGUUCUGUUACUUUUUAAAUGAAGAAAUGAUUUUUUGAUAGGUGUUUAGUUUUUUUCCCUCACUGCUGAUACUCGGACAGAAACCAUUAUUCUUUAUAUUUGAUGGGCUGUUUUCAGAAGAAUCUUAUUAACAAGUGCACAAUAGUUAUCCAAAAUUGUAUGUUUAGAAUGGAGUAGUUUAAAAACUAGGUCUCAGAGUCUGAAAAAUAGCAAAGAAGACUGGAUAUGGAAAGCAAGAUCUGGAAUUGCUUGUCAAAUUCUGAGGCUACGAAGAAUAAAUGUUUUGACUUUGGAUUCCAAAACCCCAUUUAUGAUUUUAAAAAACACUUGAAAUAAAAUGAUUAUAAACUAAA